This is a messenger RNA of Nannospalax galili (Upper Galilee mountains blind mole rat), 1764 nucleotides long. RefSeq names its product akirin 2 (gene Akirin2). Gene Ontology annotation, biological process: positive regulation of transcription by RNA polymerase II; positive regulation of innate immune response. Lineage: Eukaryota; Metazoa; Chordata; Mammalia; Rodentia; Spalacidae. The transcript has 5 exons. The record is from RefSeq and is a predicted model, not a curated record. Gene Ontology annotation, molecular function: transcription coregulator activity. Bases 417 to 1022 code for a protein of 201 amino acids. Gene Ontology annotation, cellular component: nucleus; chromatin.
GUUAUUGACGCCAUAUUGGGGCCGGCGGCGGGUGCAGAGUCGUGCUGUGAAGAGAGGAAGCAUUCAGGUGCGCCUGCUGGAGCUCUGCGGCCGCAGUCAUCUCGCAGUCGCCGCGCGUCGCAUCGGCUCGCGACUUCUGACAGUAGCGGCGUGUUGGAGUCCGCGUUCCGGUCGCGCCCUCGGCCGGCUCCACUUCCGAAGGCGGAGUAUCUCCGCGCAGGAGGCUCGGCGCUCUUAGCCCGAGCGGACGGCGGGGGCGGCCAGGCCUCUCGGGAGCCGCCCCGAGCCGGCUGCGUGGCCCUCGCGCUGUCGCGGCGGCUCACCGCUCCCAGGUCCCACACCCGCCCGGCGCCUCGGAGGGCCGCUUCGUCCUCGUCCUCCCCGGCCCCGCCCGAGGGCCUCGGCUGCCGGCGGCCAUGGCGUGCGGAGCCACUCUGAAAAGGACUCUGGAUUUCGACCCGCUGCUGAGCCCGGCGUCCCCGAAGCGAAGGCGGUGCGCGCCUUUGUCGGCGCCCGCGUCGGCCGCUGCCUCCCCGGCCGCCUCCACCGCCACGGCCGCCGCCGCCGCCGCCGCCGCCUCGCCGCAGAAGUAUCUCCGGAUGGAGCCGUCCCCCUUCGGCGACGUCUCCUCCCGCCUCACCACAGAACAAAUUCUGUACAACAUAAAACAGGAAUAUAAACGCAUGCAGAAGAGAAGACAUUUAGAAGCUAGUUUUCAACAGACAGACCCAGGUUGUAGUACUGAUGCACAGCCACAUGCAUUUCUCCUCAGUGGACCAGCAUCACCAGGGACUUCGUCUGCAACAUCUUCACCAUUAAAAAAAGAACAGCCCCUAUUUACUCUACGACAGGUUGGGAUGAUAUGUGAACGUUUAUUGAAAGAACGUGAAGAGAAAGUUCGAGAAGAGUAUGAAGAAAUACUGAACACAAAACUUGCAGAACAAUAUGAUGCAUUUGUGAAAUUCACGCACGAUCAAAUAAUGCGACGAUAUGGAGAACAGCCUGCUAGUUAUGUUUCAUGAAUCGUGCUUUUUUGCAUUUGUGGGCUGCCUUGUUCCUUGUUGAGUUGUUACAGGAGGUCCCAACUGACAUACAGCAAUGCCAGUGCCCAUCUGUGAAUACAGGUUUCAAGCUUUCGUCAGUGGCAACCACUCUUAGGCAGCAACAACUGGUUUUGGAAAUUUCUGUGAUGUCGUUACCACCUGGAUGUGGACCUUUGCUACUUGUAUUAAUACCAGUGGCCUCAUUUUGCUGUAUCAUUACAAUUUGGCUUCUUAUAUUAAUGUUUGAAAGGAUUAAAGCUGGUAUUCUAGAACAUGCCCUUCACUGGUUAUGUAAAUAAAACUGUAGAAUGGCACUUCAAAUGAAGUUAGUGUGAUUUUAAUUGUUCACUACAACCAAGCUGUAACCAGUUAUUAAUAAUUUAGAAUGUAAUCCCAGGACAGUUAAGCAGUUUAGCUACAGUACUUCUGUGAAAUAGUGGAGGAGGAGGGCAAUUCUGUAUUCCAGGACUUCUUGGGGUUUCAGAAUGGGUUUAUAUGAUUUCGUUUUUAUUUUAUUUUUUGGUAGUUUUAUUUAUUCUAUCAGUCUUUUUAACAAAUGUUUAUUGCUGCGUUCAUUCCCCCCUCCCCCCACCAGUGUAUCAUUGUUUUACUGCCCUUGUAGUACUGGUUUAGUUGGAAGAAUAAAACAUUUACUUCUAUUCUGCUUGUUUUCUAAUUGUACACAUGGGUAGCAUUUGAAUAAAACAAUGUUUUAAAACAA